AUGGGAGACGGGAGCGGCCUGGAUCUCAUUGCUCUCGACCUCUCGCGCGCUUCGCGGCCCGAGCAAGUGCGCGAGGCUGUCGCCGACUUGGGCCCCAGUCGCAUCGAUGUGCUCGUCAACAAUGCCGGCAUGUCGGGACCCAUGGCCACGGCCGGGCAGGCCGUGGCAGAAGACCUCCGCGCCGCAUUCGAGGUCAAUGCCAUUGCGCCGCUGAUGAUAUUCCAAGGUUGUUGCAAAAGUCGGCCAGCCCCGAGGUCAUCAUGA
Molecule: messenger RNA, 264 nt
Organism: Metarhizium album ARSEF 1941
Lineage: Eukaryota; Fungi; Ascomycota; Sordariomycetes; Hypocreales; Clavicipitaceae
Product: NAD(P)-binding domain protein
Exons: 1
Coding region: 1-264 (87 amino acids)
Source: RefSeq, a predicted model, not a curated record